Molecule: messenger RNA, 2631 nt
Organism: Gorilla gorilla gorilla (western lowland gorilla)
Lineage: Eukaryota; Metazoa; Chordata; Mammalia; Primates; Hominidae
Gene: DOK7
Product: docking protein 7
Exons: 10
Coding region: 123-1949 (608 amino acids)
Biological process (GO): positive regulation of protein tyrosine kinase activity; neuromuscular junction development
Molecular function (GO): protein kinase binding
Source: RefSeq, a predicted model, not a curated record
UGUCGCCGCCCUGCCCGCGGGCCCGCCCUCCUGGCCCAGCCCAGGGCCCUGGGAGCUAUUUUGAAAGUGACCCUGGGCUGGGGCGCCGGGGCGAGCGCGGCGGCGCGGAACCAUGACAGAAGAUGACCGAGGCGGCGCUGGUGGAGGGCCAGGUCAAGCUGCGGGACGGCAAGAAGUGGAAGAGUAGGUGGCUGGUGCUGCGCAAGCCGUCGCCCGUGGCAGACUGCCUGCUGAUGCUGGUCUACAAGGACAAGUCGGAGCGUACCAAGGGCCUGCGGGAGCGCAGCAGCCUGACGCUAGAGGACAUCUGCGGGCUGGAGCCCGGCCUGCCCUACGAGGGCCUGGCCCACACGCUGGCCAUUGUCUGCCUGUCCCAGGCCAUCAUGCUAGGCUUUGACAGCCACGAGGCCAUGUGUGCGUGGGAUGCCCGGAUCCGCUAUGCGCUCGGCGAGGUGCAUAGGUUCCAUGUGACAGUGGCUCCAGGCACCAAGUUGGAGAGCGGCCCGGCUACCCUGCACCUCUGCAAUGAUGUCCUCGUCUUGGCCAGGGACAUCCCCCCGGCUGUCACGGGGCAGUGGAAGCUGUCCGACCUCCGGCGCUACGGGGCCGUGCCAAGCGGAUUCAUCUUUGAAGGCGGGACCAGGUGUGGGUACUGGGCUGGCGUCUUCUUCCUGUCCUCGGCCGAGGGGGAGCAGAUCAGCUUCCUGUUCGACUGCAUCGUCCGAGGCAUCUCCCCCACCAAGGGCCCCUUUGGGCUGCGGCCAGUUCUACCAGACCCAAGUCCCCCGGGACCCUCGACUGUGGAGGAGCGUGUGGCCCAGGAAGCCCUGGAAACCCUACAGCUGGAGAAGCGGCUGAGCCUCCUCUCACAUGCGGGCAGGCCGGGCAGUGGAGGGGAUGACCGCAGCCUGUCCAGCUCGUCCUCGGAGGCCAGUCACUUGGACGUCAGCGCCAGCAGCCGGCUCACCGCAUGGCCAGAGCAACCCUCGUCGUCGGCCAGCACGUCGCAGGAGGGGCCUAGACCAGCAGCUGCCCAGGCCCCCGGGGAAGCCAUGGUGGGUGCCUCAAGGCCACCCCCCAAGCCGCUGCGUCCGCGGCAGCUGCAGGAGGUCGGCCGCCAGAGCUCCUCGGACAGCGGCAUCGCCACUGGCAGCCACUCCUCUUACUCCGGCAGCCUCUCGUCCUACGCGGGCAGCAGCCUGGACGUGUGGCGGGCCACGGACGAACUGGGCUCACUGCUCAGCCUGCCAGCAGCAGGGGCCCCCGAGCCCAGCCUGUGCACCUGCCUGCCCGGGACAGUCGAGUACCAGGUGCCCACCUCCCUGCGGCCCCACUAUGACACACCACGCAGCCUUCGCCUGGCUCCCAGAGACCACAGCCCCCCCUCGCAGGGCAGCCCUGGCAACAGUGUGGCCGGGGACUCAGGCGGCCAGACGUCCGCCGGGUGUCCCUCUGGCUGGCUGGGCAUGAGACGGCGGGGCCUGGUGAUGGAGGCCCCCCAGGGCAUUGAGGCCACACUGCCUGGCCCUGCCCCCGGCGAGCCCUGGGAAGCAGGCUGCCCUCACGCGGGGCCACCCCCGGCUUUCUUUUCGGCAUGUCCAGUCUGUGGAGGACUCAAGGGAGUGGCAGCCUCAGCCCCGGGACCUGUGACAGCACAUUCAGGAUCCCCAGGACCCGUGGCUGUGGACAGCCCAGGGCCAGAGAGGCCGCGCGGCGAGUCGCCCACCUACGUGAACAUCCCCGUCAGCCCGUCCUCCAGAAAGCAGCUGCACUACAUGGGCCUGGAGCUCCAGGAGGCCAGCGAGGGUGUCCGAGGGGCUGGCGCCUCCCUCUACGCCCAGAUCGACAUCACGGCCACCGAGACGGCGCACAGAGUGGGGGCGCGGCACGCACGGGCCCGGGAGGAGCAGCUGUCGGAGCUGGAGCAGAGGAAGGCAGCCCCGCAGUGAGUUCACAGCGCCAGGAGCUGACCACAAACCCGGUGCGCUGUGCGGCCCCGUGGCCUCCGGCAGGCCGGCCCCUUCUGUUGGCCGUGGUCUGGUCCCCAGGGAGCCCCCAGUUGCAGGAGCAGGCAUGGCCGGUCUCCGGGCCAUGGUGCAAACAGGAAGUUUUCAGGGCCCACGGCCAGGCCUCCUGCCUCGCAGGUGUCCGGGGCUGACCCUUCCUUUGGCCUGAAAGAGUUGCUCUGGACCCCAGGGCCGACUGAGGCCCUGCUUCCAGGCAUCAGGCAGCUCUGGUCCCUGCUGUGGCGUCUCAGGCAGAGGCCGCUGCCCAGGAGUUUGGGAGCAUGGUUUGUGGUGCCUGGGAUGCAAACUGCCCUCUCACCCUGGGGGUGACUGCACGGAUGACAGCCGUGUCCUGCCAAAAUGCUCAUCCCUUCACCUGGGUGCUGCGGCCCUGCAGAGCCAGGGCCCAGUGCCUGCUCCCGCUGUUGGCACCAUGCCCGCUCCUGAGACCGGAGGCUCAGACACUCCCGGCAUCCCCUCCCCGCCUCCCGGCUGUCCUGCCUGGGCCACCGCCACCCUGCACCUGGGGACGGAGCCUGGACUCUCCCAGCCACCUGACUGCUCCACUUCUUGGGACCUAUUAUAGCCAGUCAUGUAAAGAGCUUAAAAUUGUGACUGUUCUGUU